UCUGAACAAUAUUAAUCUAUUUAUAAUUUUGUAAUACUAUUUUAUACACAUCUUAAUAAUGCGUUAAGUUCGUGGUUUUUAUUUUGUAAAAUACUUCUUAUGAAUAAAUGAAUGUAUUCUAAAUUAUAACUUGUUAAGACAAAAUGCAGCAGUAAAAAUACAUUCAGUUUACUAAAAAACUCCCUAAGUAUUGUGUUUCCCCGAUAUGAUCCGCCAAGGGAGCAUUGAUGAUAUAAAUGCACAGCAAUUUCUAAAGAUUUCCAACUAUGAAGAUACAGUUAGGCAACUUGAUAUAUACUAUGCCAUAGUUAAGAGACAGUUAUUGAGAUUUCAGAGCCCUAUAACUGGGCUGUUCCCAGUGUUAUCUUCAGAUCUACAUAUCGGAAGUGUAAGGGACAGUAUAUAUUGUGCUGCUGCAGUAUGGGGAUUGCAUCAAGCUUAUAGGCGGAUUGAUGACGACAGAGGAAAGUCCCAUGAAUUAGGACAGAGCACAGUAAAAUGCAUGCGUGGCAUACUUGAAUGUUGGAUCAAACAAUCAGCACGAGUGGAGGCCUUUAAGACCAGACAGAGUGCAGCACAUGCCCUCCAUGUUAAGUUUCAUCUUACUACUGGAGAACCUGUACUAAGUGAUGAUCAAUAUCAUCACCUUCAGAUUGAUGUGAUAUCUCUCUAUCUGCUUUUUCUUGUUCAAAUGAUUACAUCCGGCCUUCAAAUUAUUUACACACAGGAUGAAGUGGCUUUUGUACAAAAUUUAGUAUACUAUGUGGAACGCGCAUAUCGCACACCCGAUUAUGGCAUGUGGGAGAGAGGAACUAAAUACAAUGAUGGAAAACCAGAGAUUCAUGCCUCAUCUAUUGGCAUGGCUAAGGCGGCCCUGGAGGCCAUCAAUGGCUGCAACCUGUUUGGCGACAAGGGCGCGUCGUGGAGCGUGGUGUACGUGGACAUCGACGCGCACAACCGCAACCGGAGCAUCUUCGAGACCAUGCUACCGAGGGAGUCCAGUUCCAAGGGGGUCGAUGCGGCACUUCUACCAACGAUAUCUUUUCCCGCAUUCGCCACACACGAGGAAUUGUUGCUGCAGUUGACUAAAAAUAACAUAUUAAAUCGUUUGCAAGGAAAAUAUGGAUUUAAAAGAUUUAGCCGAGAUGGCUGCAAGUGUGUCCUAGAAGAUCCAAAUAGGAGAUACUAUAAUGAAGGCGAGUUAAAGGAGUUCGAAGGCGUCGAAUCAGAAUGGCCCCUAUUCUACGUGAUGAUGAUUAUCGAUGGUGUUUUUCGAACAUUACCCGAUCAGGUCGAAGAGUACCAGAAACUGUUGAAGUCUCGGAUAUAUAUGGAUGAGUACGGAGACCCUGUUAUUCCAUGGUACUACUACGUUCCGAAGGAGGGAAUUGAGAAUGAACGCAGUGAACCAUACUCCGUACGACGGCUGCCUGCCAACCAACCGGGUGACGAAGAGAACAAAGACACAGGUGGGUUAUUCCUCUGGGCGCAGUCGCUAUUCGUCAUAGCUCAGCUGCUGACUGGAGGCUUGCUGCAUGUCAACGAGCUGGACCCCAUUAGGCGGUACUUGCCCUCGUAUAACCGCCCGAGACGCGCCGGACGAUAUUCAGCUUUCCAGGCAAAACCGGCAUUUGGUAUAGCUACGGACCUGGUGGUCCAAGUCGUUCUGAUCGCAGAAUCGAUGCGUCUCCAAGCUAUGUUGGGAACGUACGGAAUCCAAACGCAGACACCACAUGAAGUUGAACCUGUCCAGAUAUGCAGUUCUACACAGCUCGUGCAUGUGUAUAGAGAGCUGGGAGUGUGUGGGAAACUGAAGCUGACGGGUAGACCGAUUCGACCAGUUGGCUCGCUCGGCACAAGUAAGAUUUACAGGGUGUGCGGCAUGACAGUGCUGUGCUAUCCGCUAAUAUUUGAGGUGUCUGAGUUCUACUUGUAUAGGGAUAUGGCUUUGCUUAUAGAUGAUAUAAAGACUGAACUGCAGUUUGUUGGCAAAUAUUGGCGUCUGUCAGGGCGUCCCACGGUUUGCCUGCUGGUCCGCGAGGAACACAUGAGAGACCCACACUUCAAGCAAAUGCUAGACCUUUUCGCGAUGCUUAAAAAAGGUCACUGUGACGGAGUCAAAGUCCGCCUCGGAAGGCUUCAGAAUCUCAUUUCAAGUUCUUGUAUUGAACAUUUGGAUUUCAUGAGCCAGGGCGAGUUUCCGUCGGAGAUGUUCACGCAGUUCAAGCAGCUGCAACACGACUACAUCGGCUACCAGUCGCUCACUGACGUGCCGCGCACGCUCACCUACCGGGAACAGAACCUCGACCUGCAGGCCUACAGCCAGCGCUCCACGCCCGACGUGCUGGACGCGCUGCGCACCACCGACAACAUCUUCGCGCAGAGCCAGCUCUGGGGCAUACUGCUGGAGCGGGAGGGGCCCAUGUACGAGGUGAAUGGCACGAGCACGCUGGAGGCGCUGAAGGCGCUGUACGGCAGCGCUGGCGUGCUGCGCCACUGGCGCGCCGUGCGCUACUGCUCGUCGCUGCUGAGCCACACCGUUGACUCCAUCAGCCCCUUCAUCACCACCGUGCUCGUCAGCGGGAAGCAGUUAACCGUCGGCGUGAUCGGGCGCAAAGAGACUGUGUUCGACAAGCCUAUGACGCCCGGCGAGAUCCAGUCAGUUAUGUAUUCCACGAUACAGCCGUAUGACAUCAUUGGUGCUGUACUGCAGCAGGAAAUAGUUCUCUAUUGCGGUCGCCUGAUCGGUACCAACCCAGAUAUGUUCCGCGGAAUCCUCAAGAUCCGCGUGGGCUGGGUGCUGGAGGCGAUACGUAUUUAUUUGGACUUGUUCCCGGAGGAGAAGCGGGCGGACGCCACGCUCGAGAGCCUCUCGCCGUUUAAGCUACGGACAUUGCUACAAAAGGUGCUCACCGUGUCCGACUGGGCCGAAGAAAAAGGAUUGACGCCCUUGCAACGAAGAAGAUUAGAAGGCUGCCUGUGUCGCGUUCCAAAACAUUUUUACGUUCAAGUAUGGGAUAUCCUACUGCGAACGCCCAACGGAAUCGUAGUCGAGGGGCACGCGAUCCCGGCGCAGCCCACGCUGGUGAACAUGUCGCGCUCGGAGCUGUCGUUCGCGCUGCUGGUGGAGGAGGCGCUGGUGCGCGUGCCGUCGGCCGAGCGGCGCCAGCUGUGCGUGGAGCUGCUGUGUGUGCUGGCCACCAUCCUGCGGCGCAACCCCGAGCUGUACCUGCAGCAAGCGCUGCACCUCGAUCGACUGCUGGACGACGCAGACACCACCUACGCGAAGGACAGCGGGCUGGCGCGCGGCUCGCUGAGCGCGGCGGCGCCGGGCGUGUCGCUCGGCUACCUGGCGCGCGCCGUCGUCAACUCCGUGCUGCAGGCCGCCGCCGCGCCCGCCUCCGCCGCCCCGCACGACCACGACUCCUGCCUCGUCGCCUAGCGCCCCCGACCCGCCCUCGUAUGCCGAGAUGAAUUCUUCGAAUGAUGUGAUAGUUUUUGUAAUAUUAACAGAAAUGUUUAUUUUCUUAAAUUAUUCUAUAUCGUGUUGAGGGAGAAGUGAGUCCUGAUUUACGAAGUGACUACUCGUUUAGUUGAUGAACUUUAACCGAUUUUAUGUAUUCCGGAAUUAUUUAAAUAAAACGGCAAUCAUGUUAAA
Vanessa atalanta (red admiral) is the source of this 3658-nucleotide messenger RNA. Its product is annotated as probable phosphorylase b kinase regulatory subunit beta. The transcript is spliced from 22 exons. Gene Ontology annotation, biological process: glycogen metabolic process. Gene Ontology annotation, molecular function: calmodulin binding. The record is from RefSeq and is a predicted model, not a curated record. NCBI's taxonomy places the organism in Eukaryota, Metazoa, Arthropoda, Insecta, Lepidoptera, Nymphalidae. Bases 206 to 3442 code for a protein of 1078 amino acids. Gene Ontology annotation, cellular component: phosphorylase kinase complex.